GCCCGUCCUUGUGUUGCAGAUGAGCCGGAGCUCCCGGUAGCGCGGUGAGAGGCGCGGAGCCAUGGGCGAGAACAGUCCCGAGGACAACGCCAUCUACUAUGAAGGGGAGGAAGACGACUUAGCCCAAGAUGAAAAUAUGACGAAGUUUGCUGACAAAAAUGGGCUGGUGUCCUCCUCGUCCGGGACGGUGUAUGACAGGACAACUGUGCUCAUAGAGCAGGACCACAGUGUGCUGGAAGAUGAGGAGGAUGAAGGACAGUGUGGUGAUCACUUGCCUUUUUUACCCGAGGGUCACGAAGAAGGAUUUCAUUUAUUAGCAGAUCAUGAAGGGAUGUCACAGGGUUAUGUGCAACAUAUUAUUUCUCCAGAUCAGAUUCAUCUAACAAUAAAUCCUGGUUCAACUCCCAUGCCAAGAAACAUCGAAGGAGCAACACUCACUUUGCAGUCUGAGUGCCCAGAAACCAAGCGUAAAGAAGUUAAGCGCUACCAGUGCACCUUUGAGGGCUGUCCCCGCACCUACAGCACCGCUGGCAACCUGCGCACGCACCAGAAAACCCACCGGGGAGAGUACACCUUCGUCUGCAACCAGGAGGGCUGUGGCAAGGCCUUCCUCACCUCCUACAGCCUCAAAAUCCACGUCAGGGUGCACACCAAGGAGAAACCGUUUGAGUGUGCUGGUGAGAAAGCAUUCAACACACUGUACAGGUUGAAAGCACAUCAAAGGCUUCACACAGGGAAAACAUUUAACUGUGAAUCAGAAGGGUGCAGCAAAUACUUCACAACGCACAGUGACCUGAGGAAGCACAUUCGAACACACACAGGAGAAAAGCCAUUUCGGUGUGAGCAUGAUGGCUGUGGGAAGGCUUUUGCUGCAAGCCACCACCUCAAAACACACGUUAGAACACAUACUGGGGAGAAACCCUUCUUCUGUCCCAGUAAUGGUUGUGAGAAGACUUUCAGUACCCAGUACAGUCUCAAGAGUCACAUGAAAGGUCAUGAGAAGGGCCAUACCUAUAAUGCACUUCCCAAUAACAAUGUGUCUGAGGAUACAAGUCACUCACUUUGUCUGAGUGAUUUAAGCCUCAUAUCAACAGAUUCAGAAUUGCGGGAGAACUCUAAUCAAACACAGGGACAGGACCUCAGCACAAUCUCACCAGCAAGCAUCUUUGAGUCUAUGUUUCAGAGCCCAGACCACACUGCAAAUCAGGAUGACUCUCGGCAGACAGCAGCGUCCUUGAUUGAAAGGUUUAACGGUGACUCAGAGUCAGCCGCUGCGGUCCCGCCCCCAGCAGGAGACGCAGCCUCGUUGUCCCUCCCGCUGGUCCUGCAGCUCGGCCUCCCUGAGCCCGCACAGGCAGCGCUGCAAGCCUCGGCAGCACCCUCUGCUCCCUCCUCCAUAGCAGCCAGCUCACAGCCAGCUGCGUUUGCGAAUCCUGCAACUGUUUUACAAUCCCCAGAAGUGCCUGUUCCUCACAGCACACCGUUUGCAGCCAGUCACCAAGACUUCCUGCAGCGCACCCAGCCUCCGCCACAGCCCAUGGUACAGGGACUGUCAGUGGUUGCUGGGGCUCCUGCCCCUACAGCCCCGAGUGCCACUGAGCCCCUGCCAGCUGUAGUUCAGACUGUGCCUGUUGGUGCAAACCCUGUUUUGACCAGUAACCCCACUAUAACCAUUACUCCUUCUCCAAGCACCGCCAUUCUGCAGUCCAGUAUUGUCAUGGGAGAGCAGAACUUACAAUGGAUCUUAAAUGGUGCCACUGGUUCUUCACAAAGCCAAGAACAAAUGCCACAAGUUCCAAAAGUAGAAAAGGUGUUUUUUACCACUGCAUUACCAGUAGCUGGUAACACAGGAAACCCCGUUCAGCAGAUUGGUCUCAGCGUUCCUGUUAUUAUCAUAAAGCAGGAGGAGGCCUGCCAGUGCCAGUGUGCCUGCCGAGACUCUGCCAAGGACAAAGCCACCUCCACCGUUAAGAAGGAAUGUUCCUCACCGGAUUCAAAAGCUUUGGAGCAGCCAGCUUCCCAGCUGCAGCCUAAGACCUUUCCUUCCUCCUCUGCUCCUCCUUCUUGUGGGCAGAGCAGUCAGAUAGUUAACCCUUCAGACUCCCAGACUGAAACGUUAAGUGCCAUGGAUGUAUCGGACUUCCUGUCCCUCCAAAGCCCUGAAACCCCAUCUAAUAUAAUUCCAAUUGAAGCACUACUGCAGGGUGAGGAAGAAAUUGGUAUGAAUAGCAACUUCUCUAAGUGAAGAUGUUCCAGAUUUUCCUUUGCACCUGGAGGGUAAAACCCUUCUCCUUAGAAGCAGAAACUGAAGGAUCGAUUCCUAUUCCUUCCUCUUUGGAAGUUUUGUGGCUUAUUUCUGCUUCACGGAUGUCAUCUUAGUCACGUCCCAGGUACAUCCACCUUUGAGAUUCUAUCUAAAAAAAAAGAAAAGGUAAAAAAAAAGAAAUAGCUAAGUUAUAUAUGAACUGUUUUGGCUGCACUGUCUGUCACUUUUGCUUGUCAUAUGUGAACACAGAAGUUAAGGUUACUCGUGUGCAAAAAGAUUUCUAAAAGGAAAAGGGGGGUUACUUUGUCUCCAGUUGCACAUCACUUAGGUUUGGGAUUAAGGUACUGGCAGCAAGUGGGUCUUUGUUACAACUUCUUGGGUUUCUAAUUUUCUCCUGUCUCUCUUGUCUCUACUAACCAUGCACUAAAAGGGAGCCCAGGAAAGGAGGCUGUGGGGGGAGGAAAUGGCAUAGCUGGGGGAGAGGAUUUAUCUGCAGUGUGAUUUGAAUGUGAUUGUCACAUACCUGAUGAGGAGCUGGUGCCUGGUUUUGCUCUUACUAAAGCCUCCAGGAGCUUUGGGGAAGUUUAUUUCAUCAGGGCACAAGUAUCUUGUGCCCCUAAGAGAUCUGUUCAUUUAAUUCCACUAGGACUCAAGUGUGUUGCAGACACUGUGUCACAACAUGGAAGCACAGUCGGAGCCGCUGCUGGCUCUGGCUCCUGAGUCUGUUUUCUUGGCCUCUCCGAAGGGUAGAGUGAGUCCCAGGUGUGCUCAGGUUGGUGCCUGCUGCUCUUUUGAUUUCUUAGGCUCUGUUCAGCAACAAAUCAUCAUCCUAACCCUGGGGCAGUUGAAUCAGGAGCACAGUGCCUUUGCUGGUUACUCUCAUCUUUUGUGAAGAACAACCCUUAAGAAAAUUUUGAGAGAGAUUCAACAUAAAUUCAGUUUCAGUUCAGUGAGUCUGUUCUUCAGUUGUCCAUACAUGCUUCUUUUUUUUUCCAGUGAGCUAUAUAAUUUCUGCCUGACUCUGCCUCCAGCCUACUGCAAUGCCAGCUUUUUGUGCACGGGGCUAUUUCUUGACUAAAAGAAGUUACACAACAGAAUAGUUUUUCAUAUCAAACUGAGAGUCUAUAUUCUAACCUACUCAGGGUAAAUCAAAUCCAAACCCCCUUCCACCAAAAAGCCUGUAAUGUUGCAAUAAAUGCAGUCUCAUUCUAAA
Messenger RNA from Cyanistes caeruleus (blue tit), 3479 nucleotides. NCBI's taxonomy places the organism in Eukaryota, Metazoa, Chordata, Aves, Passeriformes, Paridae. The record is from RefSeq and is a predicted model, not a curated record.